Molecule: messenger RNA, 968 nt
Organism: Acaromyces ingoldii
Lineage: Eukaryota; Fungi; Basidiomycota; Exobasidiomycetes; Exobasidiales; Cryptobasidiaceae
Exons: 2
Coding region: 116-760 (214 amino acids)
Source: RefSeq, a predicted model, not a curated record
AGAAGACCUACGCUGCUGUUUGACUCCAGCAGUAGUAUAUAAAUGCUUGAGCCAAGGUGGCACUCCAUUCUUCCUACCAACAUCACUUUGACAUUCCAUUCGGCACCUAGGAACAAUGAGCCAACUCGUUGCUCGCCUUCGCGAAACCUUGGAGUCGUCUACUUCGUCUUCGCAGAGGCCACCUUUGACGCAGAGAAGACGCUCAUCUUCGGUUCCCCCACUUCGAUCGCGAGAUGCUCACGGCACAACGCAUGACGGUGCGACGCCUCCCAUGCCCAUCUACGGUGGUGACGCUCUGCCUGGCCGAAGAAGACGAAGAGAGUCCGAGAGCGAAGGGACCGACAUUGCAUUCAGUCCUGUCCAGCCUGAUGCACAAUCGGUGCCCUCUCCUGUGGGCAUCCUACAACGGCCCUGUGCUUCUCCCCCUCCAGCUCCUUCGGCCGGGUCCGCCGGUGCUGGGGCAUUUUCAGGUCCUCGAAAGAACCGGGCAAUGUCUUUGACGCUCUGUGUCGAUGAGUUGGAUCUCAAGAGAGGGAAGCGAGCUUCGGCGUCAUCAGGUUCGGGCGCUAGCUCGCUCUCGCCAACCGGAUCCUACUCUCAGGCAGGCGACAAUCCUCCUGUUCCGAAGGCCGGCGCUCCCGUCGAAGCUAUGGGUGGUAAUGGUGCGAGCUCAUUCGGAACUGGUCGGCCUCUAAGCUUUGCAAAGCAGGAGCAACAACAAGCACAUGGAAAGCGUCGUCGACUUGGUGAUCCCAUGUAGAACAACAAUUUCUCGCCACCUCCGGGUCUCUAUCUUAUGUAUGCUAUAUCCUUGCUUCUCAAUGUACCCCAACCAAAUCGUGUGUAUUCAUUUCUCUUGCACUCAGAGAGAAGAUAGUAGCCAUCUAGUAGCCGCUCGCACCGGGAGCCGUUUCUCCCUCUCUCCUCAGGCUCAAGAGAACCUCUUUCAUCCUCGUCAAAUCUGUUGC